Acytostelium subglobosum LB1 is the source of this 1779-nucleotide messenger RNA. RefSeq lists its product as hypothetical. The record is from RefSeq and is a predicted model, not a curated record. Bases 1 to 1779 code for a protein of 592 amino acids. NCBI's taxonomy places the organism in Eukaryota, Evosea, Eumycetozoa, Acytosteliales, Acytosteliaceae. The transcript has 2 exons.
AUGGUUAGACAUGACGUCCAUUUAGAGAUCAAUGAUACCAAGGGCAAGAAGCUCAGAGUCAAGAUAAAGAAGAUCAGACCAGCGCGCCUUCGACGCGACAAGAAGGGUAGGUACAUCAGAAAUAAGAAGAGAAAGGUGUACAUCAACUCUCGCAAGUCAGACUUGGAGUUGAUCAAGAAAUUGAUGGCAGAGGCAUCCAACGCCAAACCCAUACUGACACCGUCAACUGCCCAAUCUCACAUCACUCCAACAGAAGGAUCAUACAUUAGAUCAAUACAGGACGCCAACUACAGGGAAGCGCUGAUGAAGAAUGCCAGGGACUUGGAACAACAGACUAGAGCAAAGGUCGAUGCGAUCAUCAAGGACGCUGCUGCUCACUCUGACAUCAUGGACAUCAAGCAAUCACUCAACAAGCGAUUCCAACAGGACAUGGAGAAGCUCGAGAUUGAAGCGCAAGUGGAGCAGAAGAGAUACGAACUGGAGAUGAAGAAGCUAGCAGAUCACCGUGAGCGCGAACAGAACAGCGCGAUGUCAAAAAUCAACAAGCUGUUGUCAGAGAGAAGGUCAAUCAGCAAGCAGGAGCCACGCGACACAGACAAGCUUGAACACAUAGAUGGAGAGAUUGAUCGCAUCAGGCACCAAAUGGACGAUGGCGAUGUCAAGAGGAUGCUGGACCAAGCCGUCAAUGAACAACGAUUGGAGCAAGCGAUGGAGCGAGCAGAGAGAGAGAAGCAGAAGACUGUCGAGCACAUGAAAGCAGUGGAGGUCAUGGCUGCUGCUGCUGCUCCCAAACAGCCCAAGCCCUCGUUGCUUAAGAAGCCCGUGCCAUCUAUCAUGUCCAAGCCAGUCCCAAAGGUAAAGACAGAGCCAGAGCCAGAGCCAGAGGAGAGGUCUCCUUACAGCUCUCCUCCUCAUCCUCCAGCCACUUCGACAACAUCAACAACCACAACGACACCAACCAAUCCUCCGACAACAUCCACGACAUCAACUACUACGACAACAACGACUAACAAGAGACUCUCUAUCCCAGCAUCUAGUGUCAAGGCAUUGCGAGACGUACCAGCAGCUCUAACUCCCAAGAUCGAACCAAUCAUUCAGAAGUACAUUGACGGGGACCCGACCAUGACAAACCCAAUAACGCUCUACUAUCAUCUGGGCAAAGAGUUGAGGCCCGCAGCAAUGGACCCAAAGGAGAAGCAGGAUCUUCAGAGACAGCUCAAAGAUGAUGCGAUACACGCCAAGCGAGUACAGGACAUGGCAUCGAUGCGACACGUUCUAGAGUCAUUCGCCCCUCAAGUCACAGAUCUCGUCACACGCUAUUGGAACAAUGCGAUCACUUGGAAGGACCUUCCGACACUAUUAAAGAAGGAGCUCAAGAAUCAUAAGAACAAGGACAUGUUGGUGGAUGCUAUUCUUAACGAGGCGCACCAGAUCAAGAAGGGCAACGGCAAGCGAGAGGAGGGCGGUGGGUUGUACGACUACGAGAUCGAGCAGUUGAUGCAGCCGUUCCACAAGGAUGGGUUCGAUGGAGUCAUUGCGAGUGAUCAACUGGAUGAGCUCAAGCCCAAGCAGCGCAUGUCAUUCAUCAUGAACCUCGACAAGAGCAGUCAGCCGGGCAGUCAUUGGGUGGCGUGCAACAUCGAUGCCAAAGGCGACAAGUCGAUUGAGUAUUAUGACUCGUUUGGUGAUGACCCGAGCACUGACUUUAUGAGGAGGAUGAAGCAGUUGGUGAGAGAGAUCGACCCAGACGUGUAUCUCAAGUUAAAGUCAACAGGGUGA